Messenger RNA from Vigna angularis (adzuki bean), 2124 nucleotides. RefSeq lists its product as uncharacterized. The record is from RefSeq and is a predicted model, not a curated record. Lineage: Eukaryota; Viridiplantae; Streptophyta; Magnoliopsida; Fabales; Fabaceae. The transcript is spliced from 14 exons. Bases 494 to 1951 code for a protein of 485 amino acids.
UUGAUGUUUAAUUAUGAGACAGAGAAGCACAGCAUGAAUGAAUGAAGGAAUAAUAAAGAGAGAAAAAGUGGAAAUUUAAGGAAAUUCCAGCUGGUUGCUUCAGAUGUUCUGUCUGUUUUUUAUCUUCUCCUUCAUUUCCCACCUCCCAUGAUUUCUCCUACUCAGUAAAAUCCGAAGGACAAACCAAAAAACAGCAACAAAACUUUCAUUUCUUGUCAUUUUUGCUUACUCUUUCCGAUUGGCAUUUGCUUCUGUUGAUGGUCACACCCUCUUCUUCUUUCUGGUUUGGUGUAUGUUUCUUAUAGGAAAUGGUGUUCCUUGAGUAACGUCCGUCAUUCAAAUUCAGGCCUGGAUGAUUUGAGAUUAAGGAGCAACUACCGGAGUUUCAUCUGUUUCGAAAGAUGGGGGUGAAUUGACUUUGAGCUUCUCAGAGGCUCCAUCCUAGUUGUAAUCUUAUGAAGUGGAGCUUCUCUGAGGUACAUGUUGAAGUAAGAUGAUUGAGCAAUUCAUCAAUUUCAUUAUUCGGCCCCCAAGGGCUGAAUAUGAUCCAGAUCGAUACCUAUGGGAAAAGGAAUUCACCCUUGCAGGAAGAACAUACCAGCGGCAGGAUUUGGAGCUCAAGAAUUCCAGAGGUUAUACCUUGCAGUGUAGCCAUUAUCUACCUUCACCUUUGCCUGAAGAUAUUUCUCUUCCUUGUGUUGUAUAUUGCCAUGGAAAUAGUGGAUGUAGGGCUGAUGCCAAUGAAGCUGCUGUUAUUCUUCUUCCAUCAAAUAUUACUGUUUUUACUCUUGACUUCUCGGGGUCAGGCUUAUCUGAUGGAGACCAUGUUAGCCUUGGUUGGCAUGAAAAAGACGAUCUCAAGAUAGUGGUGUCAUAUUUAAGAAGCAACAAGCAAGUAUCUCGUAUCGGUCUUUGGGGACGAUCAAUGGGUGCUGUUACUAGCCUUCUUUAUGGAGCUGAAGACCCUUCUAUUGCUGGGAUGGUGUUGGAUAGUGCCUUUUCAAACCUGUAUGGUCUGAUGCUGGAGCUCGCUGAUGUCUAUAAAAUUCGACUUCCAAAGUUCACUGUUAAAAUGGCUGUACAAUACAUGCGGCGGGUUAUUGAGAAGAAAGCAAAGUUUGAUAUCAUGGACCUGAACUGUUUGCUGGUUGCACCGAAGACAUUCAUUCCUGUUUUAUUUGGACAUGGCAAUGAUGACCAAUUCAUUCAGCCUCACCAUUCUGAUCUCAUCUCUGAAUUAUAUGCGGGAGACAAAAAUAUCAUAAAAUUUGAUGGUGAUCACAACUCCUCUAGACCACAGUUCUUUUUUGACUCAAUUUCCCUCUUCUUCUACAAUGUCCUCCGCCCUCCUCACAUUCCCAAAUCUCGCAAGCUUUACGGAUAUCUUGAUGUAGGGGAUUUGAAGAUCGGUUCUGCUGUGAAUGAGAGCUUAUUAUUGGGGAUAAUCUCUAGUUUACAGUCUGCAACUAUUGAUGCUGCAAGUUCAUCUUCCGCUCCUAGAGAGCAUACUCCAAAAGUUGCUCCUAGAGCUGCUCCUGACUCCAUGAUCAGAGAGCAACUAAUGCAUGGAAAUUAUGAACCUGGCCAUGAUGAACCUGCAGAUAUGAAGGAUGAGCCAAAUGACUUGACUGAAGAUUAUUAUUCAUACACCAGCUCAACUCGAGAAAGCUUGGGCAGAUGUUCUUCUUUAGUAUUCAGCGAUGAAGAAUCUUGUCCAGAUUACAGGGAUGAUGAUAAUGGUUCCGAGGUAUUUGCAACACCCCUUGGAAGCCUGAGAGAAAUAUCUGCAGACCCUAAAGAAGAGGAAAAGGGCCAGAAAAAGAAGAAGAAAGCUGAAAGAUCCACAAAGAAGCACAAGUCUGACAGAUUUGAGAAGUGGGAGUCCCUCAGUCGAAAGCUGAGACUUUGCAUUCUGAAGGGAUCUGCCAAUCGGAGACCAAAGCCCUCAUGACAUGUCUUGACUACUAUGUGUUACAUAUUUAGCUAACUACAUGUUUUCAUAAGAUCAAUGUAAGACACUGCUAUAUUUAGGCACUUCAUGAAACUCAACUUGUUUGUAGGUUAACUAGUUGAUUGACUCAAUUCUCAUUUGGGAAAUGAUUCAGCAUUUAUUUUUGUGCGAAA